Rhineura floridana is the source of this 9686-nucleotide messenger RNA. RefSeq names its product kinase suppressor of ras 1 (gene KSR1). Bases 146 to 3115 code for a protein of 989 amino acids. Gene Ontology annotation, molecular function: ATP binding; protein kinase activity. The record is from RefSeq and is a predicted model, not a curated record. NCBI's taxonomy places the organism in Eukaryota, Metazoa, Chordata, Lepidosauria, Squamata, Rhineuridae. The transcript is spliced from 20 exons. Gene Ontology annotation, biological process: Ras protein signal transduction; protein phosphorylation. Gene Ontology annotation, cellular component: endoplasmic reticulum; membrane; cytoplasm.
UCGUUUGUAGCGUUGUUGCUUGUUCAUCGCCGCCGCUAGCUUUGUCGCCUUGUUUUCCGCUCCCUGGUGGGAAUUAACCUGUUUGUUUGGUUUUUCCUUCUUCCUUUUCUUUUUUUUGGGGGGGAGGAGAAGAUGCCUGUUGGGGAUGCUGCACCGAUUGCCCGAAGCACGGAUGUUUUCAUGGCAAUGGAAGGAAAUUAGUGCAUGCCUUGCAGGAGAUCGUAAAGUCCAGCGCCCGGGCAGCUCUCGCCCCUCGGGCGCCGCCGACCCGCGCCUCCCCGCCGACAGAUCGCAGAGUCCCCUUCGCCGCCCGUCCCACCCCCCGCCCCGCCCCCGGCCUCCCCGAUGCCGAGGCAUGGAUCAAGCGGCUGCUGUGCGUAGAGGCGCCGCGAAGAUGGUCGAGAAGAAAGAAGGCGGCGGCGGGGGCCGGGCGGCGGCGGCGGGGGCCGGUGGGCGAAGCGGCAGGCCCCCCCCGGACGGCCUCGCUUCGGGCCGGAGCCGAGCCGGCCACGCGUUGCAGCAAUGCGGGCAGCUCCAGGACCUCAUCGACAUCUCUCUCUCCAGCCUUCAGGGGCUCCGCACCAAGUGCGCCGCAUCCAACGACCUCACCCAGCAAGAGAUCCGCACCUUGGAGGUGAAACUUGUCCGCUACAUUGGCAUUCAACUGCAGUGCAAGUUGGCCGUCCCUGUGAAUGACAGGACAGUUGAGCUGAACAGUUACCCGAGGUUCAGUGACUGGCUGUAUCUUGUCAACGUGAGGAAAGACGUUGUUCAGAGGAUACCGGAAGAGUUGACCCUUGAUGCCUUACUAGAAAUGAAUGAGUCGAAAGUGAAAGACACCAUGAAGAGGUGUGGGGCCAGUCCUGAGGAAUGCUCCCGGCUCAACGGGGCUCUCGCCUGCUUACGGAAAGUGACCCGGACAGGUGGAGAGUACAAAGACGACCUUGUGUGGAAUGCGUCGGACAUGCGCCGUGAACCUGGUUUGAUGCCCCCUUCGGAACUCUCCCCCAGCCCCAUCUCACUGACAUGGACUCACGGCGCCUUGCCACCUUUGAAGGGCAACGGUCCGCAGGCCCGCUCUGUCUCCGUGUCUACAAUCCUGUCAUCGGACGUCGCCUCGAGCCAAGGCCCUCCCACCUGUGCCAAUAACCUCUUGGAGUCGUUUGCUUUGCCCACCCACUGUGGGAGGCGGAACCUUAGGACUCCCCACAACCUCGCCAUUACGCCGCCCACGACACCCCAGCUCAAGAGAGGAAAGCCGCCACGGACUCCUCCACCGCCGAGCCGGAAGGUUUUUCAACUGCUUCCCAACUUCCCGACCCUCACAAGGAGCAAAUCCCAUGAAUCGCAGCUUGGCAACAGGAUUGAUGAAGUUCCUCCGAUGAAAUUUGAUCUCCCUCAAGGAUCUCCUCAGACGGUACGAAGAGAUAUUGGUCUGUCUGUAACACACAGAUUCUCUGCAAAGUCCUGGCUCUCUCAGGUCUGCCAGGUGUGUCAGAAAAGCAUGAUGUUUGGAGUGAAGUGCAAACACUGCAGAUUAAAGUGUCAUAACAAAUGUACAAAAGAAGCCCCACCCUGUAGAAUAUCUUUCUUACCCAUAACCCGAUUAAGGCGGACAGAGUCUGUUCCUUCUGAUAUCAAUAAUCCGGUGGAGCGACCUUCAGAGCCACAGUUUGGGACUCUUCCGAAAGCUCUAACUAAAAAGGACCACCCCCCAGCAAUUAACCACCUCGACUCUAGCAGCAACCCAUCUUCCACCACCUCAUCCACGCCGUCUUCUCCAGCCCCCUUCCAGUCUUCCAACCCCCCCAGCGCAACGCCGCCCCCAAACCCAUCGCCCAUGGGCCAGCGGGACAGCCGGUUCAACUUUCCAGCUGCCUGCUACAUUCAGCAAAGACAACAGUUUAUCUUUCCAGAAAUUCCCAACACCCCCCAAGUAUCGCAGCCUCCAGAAGCUACCGAAAGCACUACUGCCGAUGAACACCUAGAGACAGAUGGCGUUGAAGAACGUGACACAGAGCACGUGGAAGACCAUGAACCGAACAAAUCGGAAGCUGAGGAUGACGAAGACGAGAUUGAUGAUCUGCCGAGCCGGCGAACCUAUCGGCGAGGGAAGAUGUUCCGAAACCCUAGCCAGACCAGCGUCUACCUGCAGGAAUGGGACAUCCCCUUUGAGCAGAUUGAACUGGGUGAUCCUAUUGGCCAAGGGCGGUGGGGCAAGGUUUACCGGGGGAGAUGGCAUGGAGAGGUGGCCAUCCGGUUGCUGGAGAUCGAUGGGAAUAAUCAGGACCAUCUGAAACUGUUCAAGAAAGAGGUGAUGAAUUACAGGCAAACCAGACAUGAGAAUGUGGUGCUUUUCAUGGGGGCCUGCAUGAAUCCCCCUCACCUAGCAAUCAUUACAAGUUUCUGCAAAGGAAGAACACUUCAUUCAUUUGUAAGGGACCCUAAAAUAUCUUUGGAUAUAAACAAGACCAGGCAGAUAGCCCAGGAGAUCAUUAAGGGCAUGGGAUACCUCCACGCCAAAGGGAUUGUCCAUAAAGAUCUCAAGUCCAAGAACGUUUUCUAUGAAAAUGGAAAAGUUGUGAUCACAGACUUUGGUCUGUUUGGAAUUUCUGGCGUGGUUCAGGAGGGAAGGCGCGAGAACGAGCUGAAACUGCCCCAUGAUUGGCUGUGCUACCUGGCCCCAGAGAUCGUGCGGGAGAUGGCUCCUGGGAAGGAUGAAGACAAGCUUCCUUUCUCCAAAGCAGCAGAUGUCUAUGCCUUUGGGACCGUGUGGUACGAGCUCCAAGCCAGAGAGUGGCCAUUUAGGAACCAGCCGGCAGAGGCAUUGAUCUGGCAGAUUGGGAGCGGCGAGGGCGUGAAGCAGGUCCUCUCCACAAGUAGCUUGGGGAAAGAAGUUGGCGAAAUACUCUCCGCAUGUUGGUCUUUUGAUGUUGAUGAGCGGCCCAGCUUCACCCUCUUGAUGGAAAUGCUUGAAAAACUGCCAAAACUCAACCGGAGGCUCUCUCAUCCAGGACAUUUCUGGAAAUCAGCCGACAUUAACAGUAGCAAAGUUGCCAUCCGGUUUGAACGAUUUGCCUUGGGAGAUCUGGAAUCCAGCAAUCAAAAGAUAUAGCUUGGUGUGUAUUAAUGGUCAUUUUUUAAGAAAAUGAUCUGUUAUCUGUUAUCGCUCACAGCUGGAAGAGUCUGUUGGAGUUCUCUGUGGAAGCUUACCAAAUAACAGAAGGGGCAGGGGGGCAGGACACGCCCCAGCCUCCCAGUGAUAUUUCAUUUUGACUUUUGUUACAUUUGCUUCUGUUGUCUUCACGUCUUCUUUACUUUAAAAAUGUUUACAUUCUAAUUGAUUGUUUUUCCCCCCUCCCCUGUGUGAAUUCUCUUUUUCGUGGUUAAUAAUAAAUGUGAUGUAAGGUUUGAUAUAUGAAAAGAUUAAAUCAAUUUUCCCCUCCCCAAAUGUUAAAAGGCAUUGUUAAUACAACCUGGCUAUGAAUCUUGGUUUCGUCUGUGAAAUAGUGAAGGUUUUAAAUUUUGCCCGUGAAAACUUCUGUUUGAAGUGAAGGCUGCACACAGUACAGGGCAUGUCUGCAUGCAAAAAUUCAAACCAGUUUGAAAAUUGUUCUGCCUCCACAGCUUUGGGAAUGGUUGCUUUUGUAAAGGAGUGGGGAAAAAUCCCAUCCUCCCUUUUAAGAAAUAUGCUCUCCCAGUCUAACUAGUUUGGAGAACAACAGCUGUUAAGCAGAACUUUAAAGAGGUUUAAAUUUUAACCCUUUUUUUGCUUUUUAAAACAUUCAGAAGCUGCUGAAGCAAAAUGGAACUAACUCUCUGGGCAGCUCUACACCAUACGUUUGAAGCACAUCUGACGUGCAUUUAAAGCACACGACUUCCCCAAAGUAUUCUGAGAACUGUCGUUUGUUUAGGAUGCUGGGAAUUUGUGAGGAGAAAACCAUCGUUUCCAGUAUUUGGGGGGGGGGAAGUCAUGUACUUUAAAAGGCCGGGAUUGUUGUGAUAAGAUUUUCCAAGUGUGAAAUGUUGUGUAAGGAACAACCGUGAGAGUGCAACUUGGAGAAUUCUCCUGCUUGUUCCUUUGCUACGGGGCUUGUGCUUGCUGCUGUUUUAAAUUCAUUGCUGACUUGCAAGCCCUGCUUACUUUCCAGAGGGCUGGAUCCUUCUGACAUCAUAUGACACAAAGCGAUUGACAGGUCAGUAGACCUGUCAAAAGUGCCCGGGGGGGGGUAGCCACUUUUGGAUCUGGCCAACUGGACAAAAGAGGCUCCUCAACCACAACACAGAGAGUAGCGGUUGAUAACUUUUUUGAAAGCAAGCUUCCUACCUCUCAUUAUUUUGGGGGGAUUGGUGUUGGAGGUAUGUAAGAAGUUUGGCCCUCCAGAUGUUGCUGAACUACAACUCCUGUCAGCCGCAGCAAGCAUGGCCAAUGGCCAGGGAAUGAUGGAAGUUGUAGCUCAGCAACAAAGGGAAGUGGCUAGCAUCUAAAACCGGAAAUAUGAGGGGGAGAAACCAAGAUGCUAGAAAAAUAUGUUUUAUUUGUAAUCCUGACGCGUUUCAGCCUUGUAUAUUUAGGUUUUCAUCAGGGCUGUAGAUAAAAAGGCAGGGACAGAUUUCACUCAGUGAACAUGUAAAACAUCAUACAUAUAAACCCCAUCUAUAAAACAUCUUUUCACUUACAGUGAAGGCUGAUGUACAAUAUCUUCCAAUGAGCAAAACUGCUUUCACCAAUACAAACGCCUCAGAAAAGAGUUCAUUAGGCCUGUACAUAUAUAUAACCAGAGAUUGUGAUGCCGGUAAAACCACUAAAAAAUUACUCAAAAAUUAUAUGAUGACAAACACCUGAAUAAAGAGAACCUGCAAGGGAUCCUGGAUAUCUUCUAAACUUCAUAAGAGAGGAAGAAAUUCUAGCUCCUCAUUAAGACCACUAAGGGUCUUCGUUUUGGAUUACAAAUAAAACAUAUUUUUCUAGCAUCCUGGUUUCUCCCCCUCAUAUUUCUGGAAGUUGUAGCUCAGCAACAUCUGGAGGGCCAAAGGUUCCCCACACCUGUACUUCUUAAACAGCUACUUGUGAUUCCCUCAUAAUCACUAUUUCCCACUCUUUGAAACAGAGCUGAGCAACCUGUGGUCCUUCAGGUGUGUUUGGCACCUAUCAGCCCUGACCAUUGACCAUGCUGUCUGGGCCUGAUGGAAUCCAGUGACAUCCGUAGGACCAUAAAUUGCCCCACCUCUAUCUUACGGGCUCCCUAAACCUGUGUCACCUUGCAUCCUUCUUCUUGAAGGAGUGGAGACACUCAAUUUGCUUUUUCACUGGCAUAAUAAAUGUUAAAUAUUAAAGCCAGUUUCUUGGCUUUGUAUAAUUCUAGGUCCAUAUUUUAGGGUGCUUGGAUGCAAUGGUUUUUUCAUACAAUUUUGGUUUAACUAACGGCUCUAAUAAAUGCACUUUUUCUUAUUAAAAAAGAAAAGACUACAAGAACCAUUUCCAAAACAGGUAGGGUAUGGUAGUUGGUUACUCCUGAGGUGGUGUCACAGGCACUGUCCAGUAGGUCCUCUGCGACAAGAUACAAACAUCUCACAUAGUAGCGGUUGUGUUGGCUGUCGACUGGUCUUGCCAUUUUGUUAUAAGACUGUUAACAAAGGGAGUGGGGAAUCCUGGACCUUUUGAGGCUUCUGCAGGGUGACAUUUGUUUGAGGUUCAUCCUGAACACUUGGCCACGCUUGGAAGUGUUGACAAACGGACACCCAAUUCUGUGUGAUAAGCCUGAGAGGGUUUGUGUCAUUUUAAAGAAGAUGGGCUCUAGCAGAACCUCUUUCUAGAAGAGCACUUAAAUAUGGUAGCUUGACACUGAAGAUAUUUUAGAGAAAAGUGUGAUGAUAGAGGAGACCACUGUCCUAUCCAGAUCCCACUUUUUUUUUUAAAGCAACGGGGAAGAGAAAGAGGUGUUUUCUGUUUCCUUCAAUGCUCUGUAAGAGUUUGUUAACCUCUGGAAGCUACAUUAACUUCCUUGGCCCUCUGAGAUCAUUCUCUCUGUUUAAUGAAAGAUUUGAUGGGGGGGGGUCUCACAUAACUGAAUGCUCCAUAUCCAAACAUAGAAAGCUAGCAUGUCAGGGACAAGGAUUCUAAUCUCUGCCAUGUUCAAUUUUUAUUAACAGGGAUUUUGUGUGUGGUAUAAAUGAACAUUCAGCUCCCACACCCCCUAGUUUGAUGCAAAUGGUUCUGUUUAAGCCACUUAAUAUCUGCAAUGCAACAGAUGGGCUCAAUUUUGACUGAUUUAUCGGAACAUAUUUCUGUAUAUUUACUGGUUUGGGGUUCACCCCGCCUUAGCACACCAGGUCCUUGGGGUGUCUAAUAAACAGAGAUUCAACCACGCUUAUAGGGAAGAAAGGCCGCUUUCACCUUGCCUGGGGUUCAGACCCUUGCCGCCAAUGGGAAGCUUUCUUCCUAAGCAUUCUUAGGAAAUUUCCUGCUGUGCUGGGGAGGGAAAUGUAACCCUCCCCUCACCAUGUGCUGCAUUCUCAGUAAGGAUCACCCCCUCCCUCAGAAAUGCCUGUAACCAAUAAAGCUAAAAAGGAAGAUGAAGCAAUUUGGUAUGCCUUAAACAUAACGUGUAGUUUGGCCCAAGAGACUUGGAGCAUGGCAUGAUGGGAAUAUCCCUCUAUUCCCAGCAUCUGGUUAGCCUAUCUUAGGGGUGGCUAACCUCUGGCCUUUCAGAUGUUGUUGGACUCCCAACUUCUGUUAGCCGGCAUGGCCAGUCGUCAGGGAUGACGGUAAUCGGGAGUCCAGCAACAUCCGGAUGGCCAGAGAUUAGCCAUCCCUGGAAAGAGAGAGGACUCUCUUAAAUUAUGUUGGCUACUGGUCCUUGAUAGCUCCAUCUUCCACAAUUUUUUUUCUAAUCCUUUCCUUUAAAGCCAUUUUAAGAUUUAAGAUGCUUGACGUAAACUCAAAUAUUUGUCCAUUUAGAAUAUGCCAACGGACAGCCAAUAAAUGAUCUUGUGUGACCCCAUCGCUGUUUACACUGUUGUAAAUCUGGGCCAGCAGGAAGUUGAUGGUGGGGGGUUGGUGUCCUUUUUUAAGGCAGUCAUUCUAUACCCGCUUAUCUGGAGCAAGCCCAGUUGAACUCAAUGGGACUUCCUUUUAAGUAGAGACUUAUAGGAUUACACUGUAGAUUGCACCAGGGGUGCUGAACAGAAAACAAGGGGAUCCUUGCACCAUUGUUUCUGAUUAUUUGUAACUGUUCCUUCUUGUGGUGAUUGUAAGGGAGUGAAUUAGCACUGUGAGGUCAUAUCAUUUUUUUUUUGGUGAAGCUGUACGUUAAGGAUCUCCUGAGCCACAACUUCGACGGUGUAUGUAAAAUGAAGUUCUGUAAUAUUGGUGAAAAUUGACUUUUUUUUCCUUUUCAAAUGUAAUGUAAACUUUGUACAGUAAAUAUAUUAUAAAUAUAUAUAUAUAAAUAUAAAUAUAUUUUCUAUCAACUGAGUUUGUCUUCCAGAAUGGCUAUUAAUUUAAUUUUUAAAAAAGAAUUGUUAGUAUUAACUAAGAGCUCUUAGUUUGUGCAACUGUUAAAAAGAGAGGAAAAAAGAAAUACAUUCUAUGCUAAUGAAAUUCUGGAUAUUUUAGAGUUCUUUUAAGUGAAUAAAACUUGGCUCUGGAUGACCUAAAGUUAUGUGGUUGUGUGUGUGUGUGUGUGUUUAAGAGCCCGUCUGUAUAUUUUUUAAGUAAAAUGACCUCAAAGGUCAUCUAGUCCAACCCCUGCUGAUACAGGAACUAGUGCAAUAUCCCUAAUAGGUAGCCAUCCAACCUCUGCUUAAAAACCCUCUAAUGAAGCCCACCAUCUUCCAAGGCAGCCUGCUCCACUGUCAAGCAGCCUAUUUGUUGUGGCCCUCUAGAUGUUGCUGGACUACAAAUCCCAUCAUCCCUGACCAUUGGCCAUGCUGGCUGGGGCUGAUGGGAGUUGCAGUCCAACAACAUUUGGAGGGCCACAGGUUCCCCAUAGCUGGCUUCCCUGAGCAGCUAGAUGUUAACAGGAGCAGCUGGUCCAAGGUCUAUUUCCUUCUGAAGAGAGCCCCAUUAUAUCAUUGUGAUUCGAGCUGAUUUGCAAGUCGAGAAUGAGAAAGCAGCCAAGCCCCUAAACGCUCCCCUAAUCCAGAAAUGCACUUUGCCUCUUCUGUCAUCACCCCCAACCCCAAAUACAUUUUUCCUUCCUGAUGCUGCUAUUGCAUGAGCAUAAGGAGAUGGAUCUCUGCACUCCUGUGGUGCAAUCUCACCCCUUGUAUAUCCAAUUGAGCACUGCUGUCUCUCAGUGAUGGCCAUCUCAUCAGGAGGACCCUUCCACACAACAUAGGAAUUGGGCCUUUAGUGUGGUGGCACCUGCCCUUUGAAAUUCCCUUUAAAAGCUGCUGGCUCUGUGGUCUUUUUGGCAUCUACUAAAGGCCUUCCUCUUUCAACAAGCCUUUGAAGCAGAGACCUUUAUCUAAGCCUGCAACUAUAUUGGAAUUGUUUUAAUGUAUCAUACGGAAAGCAGGAUUGGACCAAGAUGAAGGAGGUGUGAAAAUUGGAGGGAGAAAUAUCAAUAAUUUAAGAUAUGCAGACGAUACCAUACUACUAGCAGAAACCAGUAAUGAUUUGAAACGAAUGCUGAUGAAAGUUAAAGAGGAAAGCACAAAAGCAGGACUACAGACUAAAGUAAUGACAACAGAAGUUUUAUGUAACUUUAAAGUUGACAAUGAGGACAUUGAAUUUGUCAAGGAUUAUCAAUACCUCGGCACAGUCAUUAACCAAAAUGGAGACAAUAGUCAAGAAAUCAGAGGAAGGCUAGGACUGGGGAGGGCAGCUGUGAGAGGUCCUCAAAUGCAAAGAUGUAUAGCUGAACACUAAAGUCAGGAUCAUUCAGACCAUGGUAUUGCCAAUUUGUAUGUAUGGAUGUGAAAGUUGGACAGGGAAAAAAGUGGAUAAGAGAAAAAUCAACUCAUUUGAAAUGUGGUGCUGGAGGAGAGCUUUGCACAUACCAUGGAGUGCGAAAAAAAUAAUUGGGUGUUAGAACAAAUUAGACCAGAACUAUCACUAGAAGCUAAAAUGAUGAAACUGAAGUUAUCAUUCUUUGUACACAUCAUGAGAAGACAUGAUUCAUUAGAAAAGAUAAUAAUGCUGGGGAAAACAGAAGGGAGUAGAAAAAGAGGAAGGCCAAACAAGAGAUGGAUUGAUUCCAUAAAGGAAGCCACACACCUGAACUUACAAGAUCUGAACAGGGUGAUUCAUGACACAUGCUCUUGGAGGUCGCUGAUUCAUAGGGUCGCCAUAAGUCGCAGUCGACUUGGAGGCACAUAACAACAUUUAUUUCAUAGCAGGGGUGCUGAUGCCAUUGCCCAGAACGCUACUUGCCAAUCCUCUGCAUGCCAGAUAAAUUAAGCUUUUCUCAGAGAGAGAGAGAGAGACCAAAUAAGGUAAGCAGAGGAAGAGAUAGGUUGCAUUGGCAUGCAUGGCUAAGGGUACCACUGCCCCCUUUUUUAAUGUGGCCCCCAAAUUAUGGAAUGAUCCUGCUGAUGAGGUGCGCCUGGCGCCAACACUGUUAUCUUUUCGGCGCCAGGUCAAGACUUUCCUCUUCUCCCAGGCAUUUUAGCAUGUGUUUUUAAAUUGUUUUUAUAUUGUUUUGAAUUUUAAAAUUGUGUUUUAAAUUGUUUUUAAAAUA